Messenger RNA from Phodopus roborovskii (desert hamster), 2902 nucleotides. RefSeq names its product zinc finger and BTB domain containing 24 (gene Zbtb24). The record is from RefSeq and is a predicted model, not a curated record. Lineage: Eukaryota; Metazoa; Chordata; Mammalia; Rodentia; Cricetidae. The transcript has 6 exons. Bases 23 to 2080 code for a protein of 685 amino acids. Gene Ontology annotation, molecular function: RNA polymerase II cis-regulatory region sequence-specific DNA binding; protein binding; DNA-binding transcription factor activity. Gene Ontology annotation, biological process: regulation of transcription by RNA polymerase II.
GCCUCUCAAGAGUCUGGAGAAAAUGGCAGACACAGCCCCGGAACGUUCUGGGCAGCUAGUUGUGCACUCAGACACUCACAGUGACACCGUCCUGGCUAGCCUUCAGGACCAAAGGAAAAGAGGCUUUCUCUGUGAUAUUACUUUAAUCGUGGAGAAUGUGCAUUUCCGAGCCCACAAAGCCUUACUUGCUGCCAGCAGCGAGUAUUUCUCGAUGAUGUUUGCGGAAGAGGGCGAGAUCGGCCAGUCUAUUUAUAUGUUGGAAGGCAUGGUGGCAGACACCUUCGGGGUCCUGCUGGAAUUUAUCUAUACAGGGUAUCUACACGCCAGCGAGAAAACCACAGAACAGAUCCUGGCUACCGCGCAAUUCUUAAAAGUCUAUGAUCUGGUAAAGGCUUACACCGACUUCCAGACUAACCACAGCUCCUCAAAGUCACCGGCUCUGAACGGCACUGGUACUCCAGUCGUUGUUAUUUCUAAUAAGAAAAAUGAUCCUCUAAAACGGAAACGGGGAAGACCGAGAAAAGGCAAUAGUGUGCAGAAGGGGAAACCAGAACUAGCUGCAGAGGAAGAAACGCAACUAAAAGUGAACAGUUCAGUUCAGAACAGACAAAACUUUGUGGUUCAAGAAGGACACGGUGUGGAAGCGAGCGAACAGAAGAUGUCCAAAGACGAGGGACCUGAGCCCGCGGGGGAGCCAGCGAGAGGGGAGGGGAAGGGUGAGAACUGUGACCCCAAGGCUCGGGACGGACAGGACAGCCUGAGUAGGUACAGCAAGCGGAGGAUUCGGAGGUCUGUCAAGCUUAAAGACUACAAACUCAUCGGAGAUGAAGACGACCAGUGCCCCGCCAAGAGGAUCUGUGGAAGGAAAACGCGCGCCAGCGGUCCCGAGGCCCAGUGUAAAGACUGUGGGAAAGUCUUUAAGUAUGACCACUUUUUAGCAAUCCACCAGAGACGCCACACUGGGGAACGACCCUUCAAAUGUAACGAGUGUGGGAAGGGUUUCGCCCAGAAGCACUCCUUGCAAGUCCACACCAGGAUGCAUACAGGGGAGCGGCCGUACACCUGCACCGUGUGCAGCAAGGCACUGACCACCAAGCACUCACUGCUGGAGCACAUGAGCCUGCACUCAGGGCAGAAGUCUUUUACCUGUGAUCAGUGUGGAAAAUACUUCAGCCAGAAAAGACAGCUAAAGAGCCAUUAUCGAGUCCACACAGGCCACUCACUGCCAGAAUGCAACCACUGCCAUCGAAAAUUCAUGGAUGUGUCUCAGCUAAAGAAACAUCUGCGAACACACACAGGUGAGAAGCCAUUUACUUGUGAAAUCUGUGGGAAGUCUUUCACAGCCAAGAGUUCCCUUCAGACCCACAUCAGAAUCCACCGAGGAGAAAAGCCAUACUCCUGCAGCAUCUGUGGCAAGUCCUUCUCUGACUCCAGUGCCAAGAGGAGGCACUGCAUCCUACACACGGGCAAAAAGCCUUUCUCCUGCCCUGAGUGUAGCUUACAGUUUGCUCGCUUAGACAAUUUGAAGGCUCACUUGAAAAUUCACAGCAAGGAGAAACACACAUCGGAUCCCAGCAGCGUUUCUGGCAGUAAUGCUGACGAGGUCCGGAACAUUCUUCAGCUACAGCCGUACCAGCUCUCCACCUCAGGAGAGCAGGAGAUUCAGCUUCUUGUAGCUGAUUCUGUGCAUAACAUUAACUUCAUGCCAGGCCCUAACCAGGGGGUCAGCAUCGUGACUGCUGAGAGCUCUCAGAACAUGGCCACAGACCCAGCCGCUAACCUUGCCCUGCUCACACAGCAACCGGAGCAGCUGCAAAGCCUGAUUCUUUCCGCUCAGCCGGAGCCAACAGAACACAUUCAGAGCCUCAGUAUGAUUGGUAGCCAGAUGGAACCCUCCCAGCCAGAGCCAGUGCAGCUAAUCGCAUUUUCCAAAGACACGCUGGCGCAUCUGCAUGCCCACCAAGGCCAGACAGAGGCUCUCCGCUUGGCAGCGGAUGCUUCCGGUCCCGCCCAGCACCUGCAGCUAACUCAGGAGUCUGACCCAUCCCUACCCACUCCUCUAGGCCAGGAGCAGAGCUGACCCAUACACAUGACUGACCGUUCCACAGGACCCCUGUCCUGGGCCAGCAGUGACAGGCUGGUCCUUUAAAGAUGUGACAGCUCUAUCGGUCAGAAGCUGAGUGUUGGCAAAUGUGCACAACCUGUCUUAUCUGUAAUACCAGUUCAUAUUUAGCAUUUAAAUAUUGAUGAGGGGCUCCACUCUCGUUGAUUUAGACUUUUCUCUAAGUGUUGAGUGUUCACCGCCAUAGAGUGUGUCUUCUUUAGAACAAAACGUCGUAUGUAGGUUGAAUCUUCAGAUUCGAUGGUUGGUUCCAUUCCGUUAUUUCUCUUACGCAGUAUACUUGCCAGUCCAAAACAGGUCAGGACUGACCUGUACUUGAUUACAUCAAGCAAGAGAUUUCCCCUCUGGUAACUCUUAAAGAUCACCUCUUAAAUUUAUCUUGUGUGGUGCAGUCGGCUGAUCCUGAUGCACUAAAGAUAGAUUCAGACUUGAAAACCAUACAUGAUAUGAAAGCCAAAUGUACUUUUUGUUUGUUUUUUGAAACAGGGCUGCUCUAUGCAACAGCUGUAGCUGUCCUGGACUCAUUUUGUAGACAAGGCUGGCCUCCAACUCACAGAGAUCCGCCUGCCUGUGCUUCCUGACAGCUGGGAUUAAAGGCGUGUGCCACCGUCACCUGGCACAAAAUGUCAUUCUAAAAUUUUUUGAGUUCAACUUUUCUGCAAAACAUGGAUUUAUACCUUUUUUUGAAAGAAGCAGACUGUUAAAUUUUUAAUUAAAAAGUCUUCUAAAUAUGAAACUAAAUCAAGAUAUUCAUUCCAAAUAAACCAGUGUGUCAGAUAA